AAAUCCAAAUAAGAAAUUAAACUAAGAAAUGUGUUAAAAAUAACAACGAAGCAAACUGAAAUUUAAAUACAAACAUUUGUAUGUAGUUAUUAAUAAUUGUAAAUACAAAUAAAAAAAGUCUGAUAACAACAAUAAAUCAAUAGAAAACGAAUUUCCUUUUCUAAUGCAAAAACAGAACAUGCAGAAAGAGAAUGUGUUCAAUACAAAUAAAAUCAAAAAUGCAAAAUAAAUGUUUAAAGAAAAGUGAAGCUGCCUUGUAAGCCAUAAACAAAAAGCCAGCCACAUGCAAACUAAUAAACAAACAGACGACAACCAAAUUGUUAAAACAAGAUUCUGUAAACACAUUAACAAGUAUAUUCUAUCAAGUUUAGAGGAAGAUAGAGUAAAAAAAUAACAACACAGCGCAUGCGUCUAGUCAUGCUAAUGAUGAUUAUCAUGUCGAUGCAUUUAUCAUAAUCACUGCUAAUAUUACAUUGCACAGUGGGCUCUAAAAAUAGUUGGCCAAACAAAAUGAUGCAUAAAACGAUCGUAAUGUUAAAGUGAAAAGUAAAAUAAAACAAAAAGAUAAUGAAUAAACAUUCUAGUAAACAACUCAACGAAACUGCACUAAAAUCUACAGCAACGCCACCUCCUCACUUUGAAUUUCUAUAGAAAAGAAUUCCCACUGUCUGAUCUCAAAUCUAAACACCACCAACCAACAAACAGCUAUCUAAUUUAUAAAUUUCGCAGACACAAAAACAAAAACUAAGAGGACUUAUUUUUCUAACUAAAUGUUUGCGAUUCAAGAUUCAUUUCAAAACAACAGAUAAAUUUUCCAAAAAUUUGCAAACAAAUAAAAAAAGAACUGAAACUACAACAACACGUCUAUAAGUCUAGGAAAAAUCUAGUUUUAAUUUUCUUUUUCUAUAAAAACCAGUCAGCCACUUAAUCAGUCUGUUGGUUUUAUUUCAAUUUUUUGCUUGUGUCUCUCACUCUCUUAUUCUUUCAACGCGGCUGACAACGAUAAUGAUGAUGAUCAUGAAUUAAAAAGAAAACGAAUUACAAAAACAACAUUAGCAUUAGAAAUAGACAACCAGAACAACAACACCAACAAUAAAACUAGUGCAAUACAAAUACCAAACAAAGUGAAGAAGAUAAAAGCAGAACCUGAAAAACAUCACUUGUAUUGAGGCUCAAAUUGUUUUUGUGCAGAUUUUUCAAAUUCCCUUUUUUGUUGUUUACAAAAUAAAUAAUCCAUGGAAAACUGCAACAAAGAAAAAAUGUUCUCUUUUUCUACAACGACAUCAACAACAACACUAGCAACAUCAUCAGAGGCAGCAACAACAGCAACACCAGCAGCACCGCCACCAUCACAAUUAACGAAAACAGUAGCAAAUGCUUUAAAGAUGCCUCAAACAGGUGACUGUUUGGUAACUUUACCCCCUCAAAUACCAGAAAUUUCAUACGAAUUUUCACAAACACAUCAAUCGACACAAUUUGCAGUCACAACAACAAGUGCUAGUGGAACUAUAAACGAUCCAUAUGCAACGUAUACAGAUAAUUUUGAUCUAUCACUACUACCUCAGGAUUACAAUCAUAAUAAUAAUAACAGUACACAAACAACAACAAUAACGACAAAUAUAACACAAACGAAUCUUAUAGAUAAUAUACCAACAACAGUUUACAAUUUCGAUACAACGACAACAAAUCAACAACAUAUACAACAAGAUAAAGCCAACUCACUUGCUGUACCCGAUAUAAAAAUCGAACAAACCUGGUCCUCGUGUCCUUCUCUCAACACAAUUAAACAAGAGCAAAUUUAUCAAAGCUAUUUUCCUUUAAAUACGAAACAAAAUCAACUUGUACCACCACCACCCGCUUACCCAGUACAAAUCUAUCCGUCGCCGCAAUCUAGCCCUGCUCAAUCAGAAUACAAUUUUUCCCAGACCCAAUACUCAUCAUCGCCCUCCUCGGCCUGUUUUGAAUCUUUGAGUUCAUCUCGCAAUUCUCUAUAUAAUAUUGCCUCCUCACCGUGUCCCUCCAUUGACGCUCAAACGAUUAAGCAAGAGCAAUUACACAUAUUGCCACCUUCACCACCCGAAUCCAACUGUGAUACACCCACACCACAGUCUAGCUAUAGCAGCUGUAGCAGUGGUUUCGAUUUCAAAUCAGAACCUUUCGAUUCCGAUGUUGAAACGUUUAAUGAUUUGAACAAAUCACAGUGUAGUGCCACCGUGGCAGCAGUAUCAUCGGCCGAUCAUCAAUUAUUGCGUGAAUAUUUGGAAGAUACUACUUUCCAAAAAAGACACAAUCUGAAACCUUUGGCUCUGGAGUCGUUUAUUGGUGGCCUAGAAGAGGUUCGUGAUAAUAUCGAACCAGUUAUUUCAUUAGCAUUAGAACAAGCGAAACGUGAUGCUGAUGAUACUUGUGCUAAAUUGCAAAUAUCACAGGAUCCCUCGGCUUGGUCAGCAAAUCAAGUACACGCAUGGUUACGAUCCACCCUACAACAAUUCGAAUUACCAAUAAUUGAUGAUAUUGAAAAUAAAUUUCUUGAAAAUGGUGCUGAGUUAUUGCAACUAACUGAAAAUGAAUUUGUCAAAAGAAUACCAGAGGGUGGUAGUACUUUGCAUGCUCAAUUGGAAUUAUGGAAACUAACAUGUUCACCUGAAUAUCCAAAAAGUACAACUAUAAAUCAAAUGCAACAAACACAUAAUAUGUGGACAAGCAAUAUAUUGCUUGCAUACAAUAACAGCAUGGAAGAAGAUACCGAAGAUGAAGAUGAUUUUCUUACCAACAACAAUACUACCACUAACAACUCUCUGACGAACGCACACCAACAAAUCAACGGCCACUUUAAUACUAACGAAGAGGUGAUCAAUACAAAUUCCAAUGGUAUAAAUAACAACAGUAGCAAUAACACAAAUAAUAAUAUCAGCGACAACAACAAUAAUAAUACCAACAAUACUACUAAUGAAAUCAAUACCAUAACGCCAGUUAAACGUGCUGGCACCCGCAAUGGUGGAUCUCACAUACAUUUAUGGCAAUUUCUGAAAGAACUUUUAGCGGCACCCCAUAUUAAUGGCACAGCUAUACGUUGGAUUGAUCGCAGCAAAGGCAUUUUUAAAAUAGAGGAUUCAGUGAGAGUUGCCAAAUUGUGGGGUAAACGCAAAAAUCGUCCAGCCAUGAAUUAUGAUAAACUAUCACGUUCCAUACGUCAAUACUACAAGAAGGGCAUUAUGAAAAAGACAGAAAGAUCACAAAGAUUGGUAUAUCAAUUCUGUCAACCAUAUCAUAUGUGAGCUGAAAUUGUAUGAAAUAUUAAACAGGGGCUUAUGAAAUGAUUUAACAAUAACGUUUUUUAAAAACAAAAAGAAAUUAUUUAUUUAAUUUAACUUAUUUAAUUUAUUUAUUUAUUUCUUUAAUCUAUAUAAUUUAUUAAACUAUUUUUUUCUUAAUAACUAUUUAUUUAUUGAAAUUUAUUUUAAAAUAAUUUUGUGAAAAAUAUAUUUUUUAGUGUUUAAUUAUUUAUUUAAUAAUUUAUACAAAUAUUUAUUUAUUUAUUAAUAUUUAAUCCAAAAGUUUGACAAAUGUGCGAAUAUUAGCAUUAAGUUUUAUUUAUUUAUUUAUUGCUAUUUAUUUAUUGAAAAUCAAUUAUUUAAAGGGUUAAAGAUUGUAUAUUAUUUAUAAACUUACCCCCUUAUUCAUAAACAGCAUUUUAUUUUAUAAAAAGUUUAUAAAUCAAAAUUUCCAUACGAAAUCGUUUAUAAAAUAAAAAUUGGUUUAUGAAUAUGGGGGUUAAAGUUCUACUAUGGUACUAGUCAAAAUUAAAAGCAAUUCCAAUUAAUGAAAGAGUUAAAGAAAUAUAUUUUAAAUUUUGAACAAAACAAAAAUUUUGUACUAGUACUAGAAUAGAUCAAAUUUGUAUAUUCAUUUGUGCUAUAAUUGUGUUCUAAGAUACAAUGUCUAAAUUUUUAUAGAAAAAGGUUUUAUAAAUCAUAAGAAUUUAUCAAUAUAACGAUUUUUUCCAGGACAAAAUUCUUAAUACUAUGAAAAGUACAAAAUUUGUAAAUUUAAUAAUCUGUAUAAAAUAAUUUUAAUAUUUUCAAAAUUUUUGAUAAAUUAUUAUGUUAUCAAUUUUAAUAAGAAGUCAUUUUUUUGAAAACGUUUUUUUUUUUAAGGAGAGAAAAACUAGUUCCUGUAAACUAAGAUCAUUGAUUGAGUUUUCAAAAAAAUUGUUGUCGUAUUUUUUGUUUUGUUUAUAAAUCUUGGUGAAGAAUUUUUCAUUUGUGAAUAAUUGUUCAUUGAAUGAACAAUUAUUAUCAUUUAAUUGUUAAAAAUCACUUAUAAUAAAAACUAUAAUUGUUUUUUUAUUGUAAUUAAUUAUUGACAAAUAUAUAUCACAUUUUUAUCUUAUGAUUUACGAACUUAAAAUAACAAUAUUAAGCAAAAUCCUUUUAUAGCACAAACAGGUUAACAUGUGUUUCCAUAUAAUAUGCAAAAUUAAAAAGAAACAAAACAAUAUUUAAAUAAACAAAUGUUGAAUUAAUAAAAAACUAUUAAUGAAAUAUAUCUAUGAUAUAUGACCGUUUUAAAACAAACAUAUUUUUUAUAAUAUUAAAAAAGUAAAAGUUCUAUGAACAAAUUAAAUUAAUUAUUUAUUUAACGAAAGAAACAUAAAAAGUGUUAAAAGAAACUAAAAUAAACUAUUUAUUAAACGAUUUAUAUAUAUUUUUACAGAAUAUAUUCUGUGCGAUUUAAAAUUCUGCCAUGAAAACAAUAUUUUAAUAAUUAAUAUUUAUUUAUAUAGCAACAAUAUUUAUUGAAAUAUUAAUUAAUUAAUUUAUUUAUUAAAUUAUUUAUUAUAAUUAUUUAUUUAUUACAAAACAAAGGUGGUUGGUUAUUUAUUUAAACAAAUCUAUGUUAAACAAUUGGGGAUUUAUAAAUUUAUUUAUUUACUUUCAGCUUGUAAUGAUCAAAAAAGCUAACAUGAAAAAAGCUCAAAUGUUUAUUUAUUACUUUUAAAACGUAUUUAUUUUUUUCUAAUGCAUAUUUAUUUAAACUAUUAAAUUAUUUAUUUAUUUAUUAAAUUUAUAUAAUUGUAAAACUAUAUAAGUGCAUUUAUAAAACAAUUUGCCACUUAAUUUUAUAAAAGUUUUUAUACAUACAUAGUAUAAUUACUUAUAAUUGCUUUAUUUAUUAUAUUUUUUAAAUAUUUUUGUUUCCAACUUAUAAAAGUCAUAAGUAAAAUGUAUAAUUAUUAAAAAAGUUUUUGCAAUAUAAUGAAACCAUUGCUUUGUGCCUAAAUAUUUUUAUAUUUAAUUAAUUUAUUUAUUUCAUAUUUAUUGAGUUUUAGUUUUAAAAAUAUUUAUUUAAAUGUUUUCAUUUAUUUUGCUUAUAUUAUUUAUUUUAGCUUUAAUUAAUUUAUUGAUCACCAGAUCCUUAAUACUUGACAUACUCAUUGUGUUUUUUUAUGUGCAGCCUUUUUUUCGGUGAAAUUUUUUCAACCGAAUCAUUAAAGGCGAGUGCUAAUUUUUCUUUACAGUUUAAGUUUAUUUAUUAAAAUGAAUAAAAUAUUUAUUUAUUAAUUUAUUUAUUUAUUCAUUUGAUUAUUUAUUAAUUAAAUUAAAUUCGAAAACGAAAAUGUAAUAACAACAAUAUUUAAUAAAAUUUAAUUUUGGACAAUAACUGAACAAAAGUGCAGUUUUUCAGCAUUAUUUAAUUCAACUCAAGUAUAUCAAACUAAAAUUGUAUUUGUCAAUAAACUUUUAAAAAUUAUAAAUAUUUAGGAAUUAAGGCAAAAAAGAACAUUAAAGAUAUCAAGUGAUCGGCCGUGCCCGACUAUACAUU
Messenger RNA from Lucilia cuprina (Australian sheep blowfly), 5826 nucleotides. RefSeq names its product DNA-binding protein D-ETS-4 (gene Ets98B). Gene Ontology annotation, cellular component: nucleus. The record is from RefSeq and is a predicted model, not a curated record. The transcript is spliced from 6 exons. Gene Ontology annotation, biological process: cell differentiation; regulation of transcription by RNA polymerase II. Gene Ontology annotation, molecular function: sequence-specific DNA binding; DNA-binding transcription factor activity, RNA polymerase II-specific. Bases 1236 to 3278 code for a protein of 680 amino acids. NCBI's taxonomy places the organism in Eukaryota, Metazoa, Arthropoda, Insecta, Diptera, Calliphoridae.